AAGGAAUUUUGGGUCUGAGCGGCCACCGUAGUAGCGGCGCUCUGAUCCCCAUGACAACAGGGAGAAGCAGCGGGAGGCUUCUGGGCGGUGCAGUAGCUGCGGCCGAUUGGAGCAAACAAGGAGCGGAAUCCGUGAACUGCCCGCGGCCCCGAGGGCGCAGCUCCUGGACUGACUGGCGCUGUCCUGCCCAAUGGACGUGAGUCCUACCCCUCUCUGGAGCGGCCCCCUCAGCGCCCUCCACUCACCCUGACUUUGCCUGCCUUGGAGCCUGGACUGGAGAGGGGGCUCUUUACCCAACAUAGACCCUUCCAGCUCAGGACAAGAGCUGUGAGACAGAAAGAGAGUUGCAGGGACGGCCUUCCCAUGGAAGGGCACAUCCCACUCUGGCAAGAUGAGGAGCUAGCCAAGCAACAGAGAAGAAAAGGCAUCCCAGGCAGAAGGAACAGCAUGGGCAGAGAGGCCUCCUCUAGCCCGUGGAAUCCAACCCCGGCUCCCGUCAGCAGCCCCUCCCUGCUGCUCCCCAUCCCUGCCAUUGUCGUCCUCGCUGUGGGCAUCUAUUUGUUGCUGCUGGGCCUAGUGCUGCUGACUAGGCACUGCCUGCUGGCCCAGGGCUGCUGCACAGACUGCAGCUCCCCCUGCAGGAAGCAAGGCGCCUCCAAGCCCCAAGACUGUUGCUGGACCUGCGCAGAAGCCUGUGACUUUCCUCUGCCCAGCCCAGCCCACUACCUGGAUGCCUGCUGCCCCCAGCCCGCCGAAUCUGAUUGGGCCCCUCGCUGCCCUCGCUGCUGCCCGCUCUGUGACUGUGCCUGUGCGUGCCAGCUUCCUGACUGCCAGAGCCUCAACUGUCUCUGCUUUGAGAUCAAGCUCCGAUGACAAGACGCAGGGUCCCUGCCCUUUGGGGAGCGGCCAGCUCCCAGGGCCCACAGGCCCUGUACCCUGAGGGGCCUCAGGACACUUUUCUCCAGGCUAUUGGAACCACAAAUGGACUACCCAGCUCACCAGCCUGGCAACCAGCAGUGGAGAGCCUGCCUCCCUGCAGAGUGGGACUCAAGGAGCCCUCCGCCAGCGGCAUGGCGGCCCCUUUGGAGGGCCAGAAGAGAGAGUGGCUGGUGCUCUGCCAGGUGCCCCUGCCCUCCUCUCCCCCUCUCCCAAUCCCUGUCCAAAGAUUUCUCCUGACAACCUUUUGAGGGCAUCAGUCUGGAUUUCCAAGGAAGAAAUUUCCUCUGAAGUACUGGUGAGUGGACAGGGGACCCUCCCCCCACCCCCAAAGAGGCAGGCCCACAGCUUCCUCCCCAUCCUUCACUUUAGGCCCCCAGCUGGCAUGAAUGUCAGGAGCUUCAGGUUUCCCUAAAUAUAGAUCCCCUGCCAGGGGAUCUGUGGUGAGGAAAGGGCAAGGGUCACCGGAGAAGGUCGGGGACAUUGGUUGGGGGUAGGGCAGGAGCUGCCUUAUAACCCAGCCCGGGUGUGGCCUGACUCACUCGCUGCUGACCAGGCUCUGCCCGCUCCUUCGGCCUCCUCCUCGCAGGUGGGCGCCAGCAGGACGGAGCGGGGGUGGGGCUGGGCUGAAGGCGUCGGGAUUAAGAGGGGAGACCUGGCAGGUAGGAUGGGGAGGCUAGAAAAAUAUCUGGGAGGCUGACAGCGGGCGGACGGAUUUUAUUUUGGAGAAGGAAGUCAGUGCCAGGGAGAAGUUUCGCAGGGACUCUGGCCCCGCAUCCCCAGACUUGCUUGGGCAGAGCAGUAGCCGGCGGGUUUCCGCUGGGUCUGGCUUUCGGGGGGCGGCCCGGGCGGCAGGAGCCAGACCCGCCGGAAUGGGGCGCAGAUGUCUCCCCGCGGGACACCCGGAACCGCUGCCGCCUCGCCUCCGCCCCUUGCCAACCCCUGCCGUCUCCUCGCGCUCCCCGUGCGUGCCCUCGCCGCCCUCUCUUCCGCCGGGGCUUGCAGUCGCUUGACCUCUGGAUUCGGUUACAACGCGACGCACGCUGCCUCAGCGCAGCCGGAAGCUGGGGCUGCCCCGGGCCGCUGGACUGGGCCCCUGGCGGGGGAAGCUGAGCCUCAGUCUUCUCGGGCUGUGCCACCCGCUUUUCUCCGACCCGACCCCCACCGCAUCCCCAUCUCUGCCGGUGCCCCAAAUCGGCUGAGUCACAGCGCCCCAAAGCACGCCAAGCGGGGGGGGGGGUGGGGGGAGGAGAAGGGAGAGGGAGGGGAGGGCCCCCGCGACCCGCGGGAUGUGGCCCGAGUCACGUCCGAGGGGGACGGGGUGGGGGAAGGGAUCGUGUUCUCGCCGCACUGUCGUCGCCCAA
Molecule: messenger RNA, 2300 nt
Organism: Globicephala melas (long-finned pilot whale)
Lineage: Eukaryota; Metazoa; Chordata; Mammalia; Artiodactyla; Delphinidae
Source: RefSeq, a predicted model, not a curated record